Molecule: messenger RNA, 3058 nt
Organism: Xyrauchen texanus (razorback sucker)
Lineage: Eukaryota; Metazoa; Chordata; Actinopteri; Cypriniformes; Catostomidae
Product: zinc finger protein 260-like
Exons: 4
Coding region: 58-2193 (711 amino acids)
Source: RefSeq, a predicted model, not a curated record
UUUGACAAGAGCUUUAAAUAUCCUGUUUCAGGAGUCUUAUUGAGUUUUUGUGUUGAGAUGUUGAAGAUGAGUUUGCAGGUGGAUUUGAUGUGCUGUAAAUCAGUAGGAACUGAUCUGUCCAUGCUGGAUAUUGAUGAUUUGAUGACAGAAAUCUCUCAGCUGAAGAAAGAGGUGGCGUUACUGGAGGCAAAGCUGAGGGAAAGAGGAGAUCCACUGAACGGAGAGGAGCUGGAGAAGGUUUCCUGUCAAUCUUCAGUGUGUGUGACUGAUGGGACCUCCACAGAAUGUCAGGAUUCAGUGUGGAGCGUCAGAGAUCAGAGAUCCAGAGACACACAGGACUCAGAGCUCAGCCUCACUUUACUCUGUUAUACUGACGCUCAGGAGAGUGUGUGUGACAGUAAUCAGGGUGAUCAAACCUCCACAGAGUCUCUGGCUUCUGUCUGUAACGCUGGAGAACAGCAGAUGCUGCAGAUACCAUUGAAGAUGUGUUCAGUGAAGCUGCUGGACUGCAGGAACCUGAUGGAGAUGAGAGGAGAAACCACAGCAGAGGAACAACAUGAUGAUCACCAUGAAGAUGAGGAUGUUGUUCAACAUGACAGUCAUGAUGAUGAUGAUGAUGAUGAUGAUGAGGUGGAUGUUAUUCAACAUGACAAUGAUGAGGAUGAAGAAUUUAUUCCAUCAGAUAGAAACAGUGGUUCAUGUUCAGUUGGGGAAACGAUAUCUACAUCAAAAGAGUGUCUGUCAGCACAAAGUCUUUCCUGCAUCACCUGUCAGAUGACAUUCAGCUCAAAGGGACAUUUAGUAAGACAUGAAAAAAGACACACAGAACAGAAAAUCUACAAAUGUAAGACAUAUGGGAGCAGCUUUUCUACAUCAAAAGAGAAGAAACUUCAUUUGAAAGUGCACAGAGUAAAGAAGCAGUACUACUGUGAGCAGUGCGGGAAGGUUUUCUUUACUACUCGUUCCAAUAUGAAUGCUCACAUGAAGACACACAGUGAUAAAAAGGAGUUCCACUGCAAAGAGUGUGACAAAUUUUUCAGAACUAAAGGAGUUCUUGUUAUUCAUAAGAGACUACAUACCGGGGAGAAACCGUACAAGUGUCCUCACUGUGAGAAGAGAUUCAACCACAAGCCCCAUCUGAAGACACAUGUCCGUGUGCACACCAAAGAGAGGCCGUAUCAGUGCAGUGAAUGUGGGAAAACAUUUGCACAGCUAGAUUCUCUAAAGUCACAUCAGAAAAUACACUCUGAAGAGAAACACUAUCAAUGUUCACUGUGUGAUAAACGUUUCCGUCAUAAGUCUCAGCAGAUAAUCCAUGAGAGAAUGCACACUGGAGAGAAACCUUACCUUUGCUCUCACUGUGGAAAGAGAUUUUCUGGUCCAGGUCAUCUCCAGAUUCAUCUGAGAGUGCACACGGGAGAAAAGCCUUAUCACUGUAGCAUUUGUGGGAUGAGUUUCUGCCAACACUAUAACUUUGUAAAGCACCAGAGGACACAUACUGGUGAAAGACCUUACAAAUGCACUCAGUGUGACAAAACAUUUGGAACUAAAGGAAAUCUUGUUAUUCAUAAGAGAAUACACACAGGAGAGAAACCAUUCAAGUGUCCUCAUUGUGAGAAGAGAUUCGCCUACGGAAACUAUCUGAAGACACAUGUCCGUGUGCACACCAAUGAGAGGCCGUAUCAGUGCAGUGAAUGUGGGAAAACAUUUACACAGCUAGAUUAUCUAAAGUCACAUCAGAAAAUACACUCUGAAGAGAAACACUAUCAAUGUUCACACUGUGAUAAACGUUUCCAUCAAAAAUCUCAGCAGAUAAUCCAUGAGAGAAUGCAUUCUGGAGAGAAACCUUACCUCUGCUCUCACUGUGGAAAGAGAUUUUCUGGACCAGGUAGUCUCCAGUUUCAUCUGAGAGUGCACACGGGAGAAAAGCCUUAUCACUGUAGCAUUUGUGGGAUGAGUUUCAGUAAACAGAAUACCUUUGCAAAGCACCAGAGAAUUCAUACUGGAGAAAGACCUUACAAAUGCACUCAGUGUGACAAAACAUUUGCUCGACCGGAUGUCCUGAAAACGCAUCAGAGAGUGCACACAGGAGAGAAACCUUACAGCUGCUCCAUCUGCGGGGAGGGAUUCACUUAUUUAGGAAGUUUUCAGACUCACAAGAAGAAACAUUCUAAAGAUCAAGAAUCAUCAUAGUGUGGUUCAUAAUUAGCAAUCAGUUAAAAAAAAGGGUAUUGAGUAAGAAUAUCAUAAACAUUCGAUAUAUUGAUUAUUGAUUGGCAAGUUAUUUUACUGAUACUGUUACGUCCUGCCCGAGUCUAGGGUUGGGGAAGAGUAACAAAUCUGGUUGGGGUUCCCUUCUCCCAUCCCAGCACUCUAAAAUCAACAGUCAACUUUAGAAAAUAAAAUGAUAUUUUUAUUAAUCUAAGAAAGUGGAUGUCUCAAAAGCUUCAGGAGUCAACCCUCAGUCCACAAAAGAAGCAAGUUACUUACAGCUCAGCAACCUGCAACUACACCUACAACUUUGAGCACUACAACAACAUUCAGCAACACGUCCACACCAACCGCUGUCUGGAACGAGGAAAGGGAAGCUCCUUGCAGUAGAGAUCUGCCUGGUCUUUAUCCUGCUGCCCUCACCCACCAAUGAAUUCCGAAAGAGGAGUGAUUGGCAAUCGUUCUUGAAGACCCCUGGAUGUUGAGCAGCCUCCAUGGAAGAGAGAGAAAGAGAGAGAGAGACAACAAAACAAGAAAAACACAGCACAAGCUGGGAACAUUUUCUAUUGCAAUAAGGCAUAGAUGCAAUUAAACAAACGAAGAGGACAGAAACUAAAAAUAAAGUAAUAUGUCCUGGGACAUAAAAUGAGACCUAGUCAACUUGUAAAUGAAAAUACAAUGUGUAGGCUGUAUGAAAUAAAGCAGCCUCCUUUGGAGUUGUAGCAUGUGUUGACUGUGGUGUUGGUACAUUCGUAGGAAAUAUAUCAAGUCAAGUCAAGUCAAGUGGUUUUUAUUGUCGUUUCAACCAUAUACAGUUAGUACAGUACACAGCAAAACGAGACAACGU